CUGAGGCACUGGGCGUGGCCUGUAAUGGAGUACCCGCCCUUCGUCUCUCUCAGGUCCUCAACCAGCCUUUAUAAACCCGGAGCACACGGCACCGGUCAUAUCAGUCUAAAUAUCCCACAGCACUAUGUCUGGUCGAGGAAAAGGAGGAAAGGGACUCGGGAAGGGCGGCGCUAAGCGCCACCGAAAGGUUCUUCGUGACAACAUCCAGGGCAUUACCAAGCCCGCUAUCCGCCGUCUGGCUCGCCGAGGCGGUGUGAAGCGUAUCUCUGGCCUGAUCUACGAGGAGACCCGCGGUGUCCUCAAGGUGUUCCUGGAGAACGUGAUCCGUGACGCCGUCACCUACACCGAGCACGCCAAGAGAAAGACUGUCACAGCCAUGGAUGUGGUCUACGCCCUGAAGAGGCAGGGUCGCACCCUGUACGGUUUCGGCGGUUAAACAUAAUCAUCUCUCCCAAACAAAGGCUCUUUUAAGAGCCGCCCAAAUAUCAUGAAAAGCCAUCCUGCAAUAUCGUUACUUCAGCUCUAGUUAAUGAGCUGAUUGCGUUGAAUAAGAACAAGAAUUUUCUGCGUCUUCAUUAUAUCAAAUAAACCGUCCCACGUCGGUAUUAAAUGCUAUGUACCUCGUCCCCAGGUUCAUAUUGAAUCUGUAUAACAAUGUGAACAAAUAACAAACUCACUAAAUGUUCUCGCACGGAUAAUUCAACAGUAUUUCUAGUCUCUGCGAAUCAUCCGGUCGACCCGAUAUAUACAAUGGUAUAACUCAAGAUUACAUUUAUAAGGAAAGAAUAUAAUUAAUUGGAUAAUCAACCACGUCAUCCAUUGGUACAAAUAUUGAGUCUACAGUUGCCAUAUAAACCAAGAUUGGAUUGGGUUUAUAGACUGAACCGGCCAGCUGGACCAGUAAACUUCUAACUAGUCUGAGUUGAUAAAUUAACCUUUUUAAACGUUUAGUUGAACUGUUCAAUAUUCUGGUUGAGGAGUUAUUGCCAAUCUCCUUACUGUCAAGCUGUAAUACCGACCAGUGCCGCAUUUUAC
Molecule: messenger RNA, 1035 nt
Organism: Gadus morhua (Atlantic cod)
Lineage: Eukaryota; Metazoa; Chordata; Actinopteri; Gadiformes; Gadidae
Product: histone H4
Exons: 1
Coding region: 125-436 (103 amino acids)
Cellular component (GO): nucleosome
Molecular function (GO): DNA binding; protein heterodimerization activity; structural constituent of chromatin
Source: RefSeq, a predicted model, not a curated record